UCCUUUCCCACCACUCCUGAACGAAACUCCCCCCCUUGACUGUCAGCUGCUACUGCAACGUGCGCGCGCGCGCCAUGUCCUGGCCUUUCAAGCGCGCGCAAAGGGGCGGCUGUGCGCGUGCGCGUCGGCCAUCCCAUGGAGAGAGCCAAGCGAAAGCGUCGCGCCUUGCUGGAGAGAUUGGGAAAGUAAGCGCGCGGUCUGGCUCGUGGCCCGUCAGCCUCCCCUCCCUCAGGAGCCACCACUUUAUUCUGAUUGGCCGGCUGGAGUCCCGGGCAGGUGUCAGCAGCCGCAGGCAGCCAGGAGAGGACAGCGAGGGCAGAAAGGGGAGAGCAGGGGGACUCUCAGGCAUUAGCGCCACAAUUCUUAGCCCUGGCAGAGGAGGAGCCCCUGCUGCCUCGAGAAAACCAGGAACGGUUGAAAGCCGUCACCUUCCCGUGACAGCUGCCAGGGGAGUGCCGAGAAGAAGCAACGCGGUCCCUUGCCCGGCUGGUCUCCUCUCGGGACACUUGUGCUUUGCGCUGGAGAGACUCGCUCCUCUGCGGUUCGGGAACUCCUGGAGAUAUUGGUGCACACCGCUGCCAAAGGCUGGAGGUUCAUUUUGAUAAUUGAUUACACUGAGGAUAGAACUAACCAUGGGGAGGAAGUUGGACUUGUCUGGUUUGACUGAUGAUGAAGCUGAGCAUGUCCUUCAGGUGGUUCAGCGAGAUUUCUCCCUCCGCAAAAAAGAAGAAGAUAGACUCAGUGAAAUGAAGCAGAAGCUUGAUGAAGAGGGUAACAAGUGCAGCAUUCUUUCCAAGCAACAGAGGUUUAAUGAGCACUGCUGCAUGCGUUGCUGCUCCCCUUUUACGUUUCUCAUCAAUACUAAGCGACAAUGCCAAGAUUGCAAAUACAACAUCUGCAAGAACUGCAGCUCCUAUCAAAGGAAAGAGAAAACCUGGCUCUGCAGUGUGUGCCAGCAAGCUAGACUAUUAAGAGCUCAGUCCCUGGAAUGGUAUUAUAAUAAUGUGAAAAGCCGCUUUAAACGUUUUGGAAGUGCUAAAGUUUUGAAGAAUUUAUACAGAAAACAUCGGCUGGAGACUGGAGCUGGUUCUGACAUGCUAGAAGCAGGAAGCUUCCACGAAGGGACCAUAGAAAAUGAAGGAAGCAUAUGUGGCAGUGAUUCUACUUUCUACAGACAGACUGAAGGACACAGCAUGACGGACACCCUUGCUGUGGCCUUACGUGUUGCAGAAGAAGCAAUAGAAGAAGCUAUUUCUAAGGCAGAGAUGUAUGGUGACAGCUUGGACAAACAGAAUGAAGCUUGUUACUUACAGGACCAUAGAGAGGAGCUUAUAGAAGAACUUGCGACCGCUAUCGUCCAGAAGAUUAUAAGAAAGCAGAAGAGCAAGCUAGAGCAAGUGGAGGCUGGUUUUGAAUGGCCACGAUCCAAGAGCAGCAGUGGCCUGACAUCUGUUACUGCCUUGGAUCAGAGUAUGCUGACUUUCCCAGGGAGUUGCAGGGGAUCGUACACAUUAUGGAGGUCUCAGUCUGCAUUCUCUCUGACUAAUGAAGGUGCAUCAGACAGAUACCCAGACCGCACAUCUUCUGUGCCUGAGUCUCUCUGGAGGCAACUGAAAGGCCCAAGCAGAAACCAGAAAGAGCACAAACUAUCUGCGCUGCCCAGCUGGAAGAGUGUGGACCGAUUAAAUGAAUCAACUUUCUCCCCUGUUUUGCAAAGUACAGAUGGAAACUGGGUGGCCUUGAAAGACGUCAUUUUGCCUCACCCUCAAAUGCUUGCCAAACCAAAAAGUCAGGUAUUCAAAGCUUUGGAGAAUGAAUCCAGUGUUGUGUCUGCUUAUGAUGAGAUGGGAUCAGAUAGCGAAGAUGGCUAUGACUGGAAUGUGGUUUUGGAAAAGCUACGACAGAGGCCCAAGAAGCGGUCAAAUUUUGUGAAUUCCCAGUGCUAUACUGAGUGGGAGUAUGGCAAUGAACAGUACCAGUCUGUGACCUCCCCUUCAUCUGGGCUGUUUACCAACACUGAGACAAUGUACUCUGACUCUGAAACAUCAUCUGUCAGUUCUUCGAGGGAAGCCAGGGGUUCUAGCUGUCUUCCUUGGAUACAAAGGAGAACUUGUAACAAUAAAUCCAGAGAGGAAACAUUACAAUUACAUGGGAAACUAGAUGUGAACUUUAAUCCACAGGCUAUCAAUUUAGACUAUUCAGACAGCAGUGAAAGUGAGGAAGCCUAUCAUGACUUAGAAAAAAGGUCAAGAAGGUGGAGAAAAGGCAAGACUCCCUCAGAAGAUUUAUGCAAAGACAAAAAUCACACAAAAAUCCACAUGAAGAAUCUGAGCACAAGCCAGGCAUCUGAUGAUUUAUCAGAACCUGACAUCAUCAGUGAAGAUCAACACCAUCGAACAAAGGCAGACCCUAUGGAAGAAAAGCUGAAAUCAAGAUUAUAUGAACUGGUUGCAAAAAUGAGUGAUGACACGGAAACGUCUUCAGAGGAACAGUUGUCAGAAUCAAAAACAGAAUCUGAGACCCAGAAAUCAUGCUUAUCUUCAGAAGACAAUGGCAACUGCAUUCAGGAGGAGUUAAAGAAGGAAAAACAAAAAGCUUUUGAUCUUCAUCUUAAACUUCAGUUUUUAACCUCAGCACUUCAGCAGAAAUAUUCUGCAGUGUCUCUCUGCCGCAUAUCAACUGAGGUCCUAAAAGUCAUCAAUGCAACAGAGGAACUCAUAGCAGAAUCUGCAGGUCCUUGUGAUUUUGCAGCAAAUGUGUCUGACAAAGGGAAAAGAGAAUUUCCAUUAGGUGCAGACCCUAUCAGACUUGAUGAGCAACUCACAGCAUUGGAAGAAAAUGUCUACCUGACAGCUGGCAGUGUGUAUGGCUUGGAGAGUCAGCUAAAUGACCUUGAGGAUACAGCACGCAGAAUUAACAGCAUUACUGCAGAAUCAGAGUUGGCUGACCUGGAAGAUGAAGUGGCAACAGCAGCAGCACAAGUUCAUUAUGCAGAGCUCCAGAUUUCAGAUAUUGAGAGCAGAAUUUCAGCGCUAAUGGUAGCAGGCUUGAAUGUAGCUCCAUGUGUUCACCUGAUGAGAAAACGUGACCAACAGCAUACAAACCAGAUGCACACAAUAGACACAUCCAGACAGCAGAGACGAAAACUUCCAGCUCCACCAGUGACAGGUGAAAACAUGGAUGCUUUUCCAGUUGCACCUGUUAGAACAUUUAACAGGAAUUUUAUGCUCCAAGGAUCUCUGUCACAAAGAACAAAAAGAGAGAGAGAAAGCACUGCCAAGGAUUUGAUGGAACCAACUAUAGGGUCUGCUGUAAUGUACUAGGAUUAUCCAGUUCUACUGCCAUUAACACACUGCCUAAGGCUGCACACUUGAGUGCCUUUAUAUAACAGCCAUUGUAUACGUCCAAUAAAAAUGGACCCUCAAGAACUCACAAUGCCUCAGUAAUAGGGCUUUGCUUCGAUACCUCACUGAGAAAGCCGUUCAAGUCUUCAGCAUUGUGGUCUGCUGUUGGAAACUCUGCCUUAAAGUUCUCAUGAGACUCCAGAAAGGACGCUGAGUUUCAUAUAAGCAAGGCUCCAUGUUUUAAGAUGCACUUCACGCACCCUAUUGUCUAUUGUACUGAAGUAUGUUGUCGUAAUUGACUUGAAGGCACAUAACAACAACAACAAUGUUGUCUUUAAAAUACAGUAUGUUUUGUAUUCUUAAUUCAUCCAUUAGUGUCAAUGUCUCAUGUGAUGGUCAAGGAAAAACUCAAGUCACCCAUCCUGUCUUCCAGAUUUGCUGGCUCCUUACUGUUCACACAGUCAUAGUCAUAUGUAUUGUUGAGCAAUAAGAUGCAUUGUGGAAAGGGAUGGCCAGUGGGGAGGUCGAAUGGGAGGGAAAGCCAUUUUUCCAUUUGUGCUGGCAUACUCUGCUAGGCACCAUAUGAGUGUCAUAAAAUAUAUCUAAGAGGAGAUAUGGAUGCUUCCAGAUACGGGCUUUAGAUCACGAAAAGGUAGUUCAGAUCUGGGUUUUGUGUGUGUGCUAUUGAAACAUUAGCUUCCACACAUUCAUUUUUUCAGUUACGGGUAUUUGUUUUUAUUCAUCUGUUAGCCAUCCACAUAAGUGGGCAGAGCUCAAUGGAAUGUAGCCAUGCUUUUUACCCCUCCAUCAACCGCUGCCCCCCACCCUCCAUUAUCCUUUUCCAUUCUGGGCAUGUGUGCGUGUAUUUCUGUACCUGUUUCCAUGCACUUUUAAAAAAAAUCACCAGAAGUGUGCAAGAGCAAAUGUUACCAGCCCUUAGAUACCAUGUUUCACAACAGGCAAAAUAACGGCUUUCAUAGAGAGGUUUUUAAAAAAUAAUUUAAAAAAAACCCUGAGGUCUUGCGCAAGAGUGAUAUUUAGCUAAAUUGAUCUGCUAUUUGAUUUGGCUGGGGUGAAUGGCAAUAUCUAAAACCAUUACAAAUACCCUGUAGGCCCCUGUAACCAUUAGCAGCAUAACCAUGUGGUUCCCCCAUCCAAAGAGCCACAACAGCAAUGAAAUACUGACAUUCUGAUCAAAAGACCUCCAUAUUAAAAAUGUACUGUAUGUACUGCACUUACAAUCUCUGAGGUAAUUCCCUACAUGUACUGUUUGAAGACCUUGAGAUAACAGGUCCUCCAAACCAGUUUGUUGGAAUUCAGAAAUGACUUCAGCAUGUGGCAAUCUGUGCAAAUAGGCACACUUGUAUUGUUUGACCACCAGAAACAAAAUGGCUAGGUUGUGCUGCCUUGGGCAACUUUGAGAGGAAGGGUGGGAUAUAAAUUGAAUAAACAGUAAAUAAUAUAAAAACAUAAUAGGGAUGUGGUGGUAGAAGCCACCCAUCAAAAUAUCACCACAUCCAACGCUCAGCCCCAAAAUGGGCUAACGAGCUUCCGUGUCAACAAUGGUUGUGGAUGUACAAUGGGUUAUUUUUACAUUGGAUUUUCCAUGGUAAAGGAAAACUGGAUUUAAAUGUUAAAAAGUACAGGCUGACAUUUUGAUGAUAACAAUGUCAGAUGCUGGAGAAAGCUUAUGUGCAUGAGCAGCACUGAUUCUACAAUAAACUCCUGUCUGGAAGCACCUCAUGUCUGCUUGAUAGGCAAACUUUCACCUAGAUGAAUUAGAAAUCUCUUCUGUCCUCAAGAAAUGGCACAUGCCGCUGAAACCAAUCCUAACCUAGAACUGGCCCAGGACUUGGAAGCCUUUCCUAAUAUGUAACAUUCAAAUUAAUGCACAUUCACUCCAUCUCCAGUUACAAAAGUGAGCUAGUCAUAAAGUGUAGGUGAUCACUCUGUUUAUGGAAAUAUCUAUAUAUAAACACAAACUUUUAGAAGUGUGUAUUUGCAGUUUAAGGAUCAGAUUUUGAUAGCUUAUUUCACUGGAAGUAAUAAUGUUCCUUUGAUUCCCACUAAAGUGUGUGGAAGGAAGCGACUUUUUGAAUCACAGUAUUCUCCAGAUAGUUAUAAUUUCAAUGGAUGGGCCUAUUUCAGUGCUUUCAAUCCCCCCGAUCUAGACACAUGAGCUCCUUAAGUAUGUACUGGUUAUUUUCUGCUCCAUGUAGUUGACUGGCUGGCAAAGACUGAUGUUGGACCAGAAUCAUUUUGUGGCUUUAUCAGUUGAUUCAGUUGAAUGUGUGAGCUGAAAUUCAGGCAGCAACACUGGGCGCAUUAUGUGUCUGAAUAGCAUAUAGUUACUGCAAGCCCUACAGUGGUCAGACGAAUGUGUAUAAGAUUGCAGGCUCAUGCUCUGUCUCAGAUAAUCCUUAUACACCUAGCAACCCAGGUUCUAGGCUGACAAUUGCUAAAACAUUAGAACCCCUGCUACACCCAUAAGCAUGCAUUAAAAGGCUAGAAAGACCUUCACUACUCCUUAAUUGUAAGAAUGGGAGGGUGGUUAUAACAAGAGAUUCUGUUUGCAAUCCUAACCACACUUCCUAGGGAGUGAGCCCCACUGAGCUUAAUGUGACUUACUUCUGAGUAAACAAGCUUAAGAUUGCACUGCCCAAGUAUGUACCUGCAGCAAUGUUAGAUUCAUUAAUUUCUUUUAGGUUUGUGUAUUCCUAGGCCCUUAUCUAAAAUUCCUGUCCGAUUCACUUUUUUAUUCUGCAGACAAAAUGAUGCCAUUAUAUACAUGCAUGAAAUUCCUACUAAGUUUUAUAAAACUUGAUUAUUCAGAUGGCAGAAUUUUGUCUGCAGUAUACAAAAAUCCAUAUACUAUAUGAUCUAAUAAAAGCUUCUUAAUUAAAAUAGGGGGUCUAAUAUAACUGUGUCUGUUUUAAUUCACAUGAUUUUUUCUGUACUUGUCCAAGAUACAUCCCCAGAUUCUUGUUUCUGCAGGUCUGUGUGUUAAUGAAAUAUCAGUAAUGAUGGCUGGUCUACAUAUUUGUCCAAUGAUAUUAUUAGCUAAUAUUGUGUAUGUAAUAUUCAAUCCUACAUGACUAAUUUUGAUAGAUAACUCUUUGCCUUUUGUUCUGUUGGUGUGAUAUAAAACAAAACUGAGUUUGGAAUAGAAUGUUUUCCAUAAGAGGCAUGAAAAGCAACUACUGUGUUCAAAUGUUAAACUAUCCAGUCUUCUUUGACAAAAUGUGUACUUGUAGACAUUGCAAACAACAAACAACCACUACAAAUCCUUGCCUGCUGUACGGCAUUUCAAUUUUUACAACGGUUUACCUGUGCCAAAUGUGCAAAGAUUAAAGUUACUGUUUUAAAGAAAACCAUAAAAAUGUAUAAG
Molecule: messenger RNA, 6732 nt
Organism: Rhineura floridana
Lineage: Eukaryota; Metazoa; Chordata; Lepidosauria; Squamata; Rhineuridae
Gene: MYRIP
Product: myosin VIIA and Rab interacting protein
Exons: 18
Coding region: 633-3323 (896 amino acids)
Biological process (GO): intracellular protein transport
Cellular component (GO): cortical actin cytoskeleton
Molecular function (GO): actin binding; small GTPase binding; myosin binding
Source: RefSeq, a predicted model, not a curated record